Molecule: messenger RNA, 958 nt
Organism: Solanum pennellii
Lineage: Eukaryota; Viridiplantae; Streptophyta; Magnoliopsida; Solanales; Solanaceae
Exons: 4
Coding region: 42-755 (237 amino acids)
Source: RefSeq, a predicted model, not a curated record
AACACAAAAAAAUAACCGCUUCUCUCUCUCUCUCUAGAGCAAUGGCGGACGUACUGAUCCUUUUCUCAGUUCUCCUACUCGCCGCCGGAACACUCCCGGAACCACCAGAACUUCCGCCAACUUCGCCGGAGUCAUUAUCAACCACGAUUAGCUGUGCAGACGAACUGGUGGCGUUCUCUCCAUGCCUACCGUACAUUUCCGAUCCACCGAACAAUAUCUCUGAUUCGCCUCCGUUUCAGUGUUGCGAUAACUUCUCGGCGGCAUUUGUUGAUAAUACUGCGAUUUGCCUUUGCUACCUCGUUCGCAACCCUCAGCUCCUCGGAUUUCCUAUCAGUUCUAUGAAGCUGUUGUCUCUAAAUUCUGUGUGUCCCGUGGAGGAUAAAGAAGGCGCGGAGAAUCUAUCUCUCGAGUCUCUCUGUUCAGGUUCAACUACGCUGCCUCCUUUUAGAUCAAUAAUAACAGCAGAUCACAGGGGUUCAAGUCCAAGACCAGUGCGUCGUCCUACACCCCCUAGCUCUCCUAGACCACCAAGCAGUCCAGAUCCAGGUGAUCAUGAUAACCCUUCACCACAAGCUCCACCAGUAUCUGUCAGUUUACCACCUCCAUCCUCCGAUGUUGGUGAUAAUCCUAGCCCCGAUGCUCAAGCCACAACAGAAUGUUCAUCAGCCAUAGGACUAAUGUGCAAUUACCGUCUAUGGAUUAUAUCUGCAAUGUCGAUUCUCCUGUAUCUCUCUUGCAAGCACCAACUUAGUUAAUACUGUCUCUUUCAUGGCGUCAUAAACUGACAGUUUGAUUGGAAGAUAUUAAGUCAGAUCAGAAUUCUGUGGAUAGAUGUAAAACUACUGGCACAAAAUUCUUUGUUAAAUUCUUCUUGUUGACAUGUACUGCUUUAUCGGUAUCUGAUGUACACAUAAUCUUCUUAGCAUAUGAAUGAAAAGCGAUGCAAGAUCCAACAUGA